Trichobilharzia szidati is the source of this 2179-nucleotide messenger RNA. NCBI's taxonomy places the organism in Eukaryota, Metazoa, Platyhelminthes, Trematoda, Strigeidida, Schistosomatidae. The record is from the annotation of a GenBank genome assembly.
AUGGUUAUCAUUGACAAACCAGUGGAAAUCGAUCAAGAAGCUUCAGAAAAUGCAGCAAAUAUUUAUAUUAAUCCAUGCGAGAAAACAAAUAUAAAAUUGACACCAUUAGAUGAUUCAGAUAAUGAAAGAAAUCAACCAUCCACCUCAACUUCUCAAACAUACCAUAAAUUAGAUGGUUUUGACAAUGAAACUGAUAAGAAUCACCUGACACCGUCACCACCUUGUCGACCUCCACGACCAGCUAGUAUGAAGGGUAGAUUGAAUGCUUCCACUGUAAAUUCACAUAGACCAUUUGUCCCCUUGCCACAAGCUCCUAAUUCAGUUUGUUCAGAAGAAUUGUAUGAACUUGUUGAUGAUGAGCAUAAAUCGAUAAACCAAACAACAGAUCAAUGUAAUCAACCAGUAAAGAAACCGAAACCACCUGGGAAAAAGUUAAAUAUGAUCAAUAGAUUUGGUGCUUCAUUUCGAGUAAUCACUGAUAAGAAGGUGAAUUCUUUGGUUACGCAAUUCAGUAAUCAUCUAACAACUCCUGGAUAUAGUACAGCGAAAGUGCUGAAUAAAGAGAGAACAUUGAUUACUGAAAAAUGCGAUAAAAAUCAAGACUAUAAAGUAGAUGGGGCUUUCAUUAAUUAUACCAAUAAAUUUUGUGAUAAACUUGAUGAGAAAGAGUCAAGACAAAGUUUAACCAGAAGAUGUGAUUAUUUGCAACCGAAUUCUUCAAGAUUACAAUCUAAAAGUAGCUUUAAAGAUUCUUGUUCACUGUUCGGUUCAACAAGUCAUCUUUCAAUAAAAUCGCAAUCAAAUAAGAAAUUCAAACAAAUUAAAUACAAUAUUAUUGAUUUAUUUGAAAAGAAGGAACUGCCUAAAAUAGCAAAGUACACUUGUGCAUUACAUGUAAAUCCUGAGGAAACAGUGAAAAGCGUUGUUCAAGCGUCGAAGACUUGUACAAGACAACCAAUUCGACCUUUACCUCAUUUAAUCUUCAGCAAAGGCUGGUCACAAGAAUCGAGUAUACUCAAUCAUGAAUUACUGACAACUACUAGUCAAGAUAAUUUUACUAACAAUUCUAAUGAUAAUCUACAUCAUGAGAAACUUCUCCACAAAGAUAAUGAUGAUGACGAGGAUAAUGAUGGCAGCUGUCUUGGUGGUGUUGGUGGUGAAGGCUUAUUUGGAUUCAAAGGUUCAAAUCCAAGUAGUUGGUUAGAAGAUCCCAAAACAUCAGAACUGCUGAAAAAUUCAUUGGAUUUACGUGAAGCUGGUCUACUGGAUAUACGUGAAGGUGAAAAAUUAGAAGUCUUGUGCAUUUAUAUGGAGCCUAGACUGUUAGUGAGAAAUACAAUUGGGGAAUGUGAAAGUGAUCCAAAACUUUAUGUUCUUCUUGACCAAGCCUCACUUGAGUCAGUCAAGGCAGCUAGCGGGAAAGAGUUUCAACUUCUUAAUCCUGACAGGCACAAAGACCGAAUUUUGAAGUCUGGAAUAGAUGUUUCUACAGUUCGUCCCGAUAUUGCUCAUCAGUGUCUUCUUAUGUUGCUUGACAGCCCUCUAAACCGAACCGGGAAAUUACAGGUAUUCAUUAGAACAAGAAAGAAUGUCAUCAUUGAAGUUAAUCCUAAAACACGCAUACCGCGUACAUUUGAUCGAUUCUGUGGACUUAUGGUACAACUGCUGCACAAACUUUCAAUACACGCUGAAGGCGGUAAUCGUGAAAAACUUCUGAAGGUUGUAAAAAAUCCUAUCACACGACACUUUCCAAUUGGUGCUCCAAUUAUUGCUACAUCAUUUUCAGCUAAAGAACAGAUUAAACCGUUACAAUUAGCAGAAAGUACACAGAAAUCUGGUCCUCAAUCUGUUGUCAUUAUUAUCGGAGCAUUAGCUCAUGGGUCAAUUGUUGAUACGUGUAAAGAAUUUCUACAACGUACAGUCAGUAUCAGUAAUUUUCCUUUAUCAGCUGCUCAAACCUGUUCACGAAUAUGUACUGCUUUUGAAGAGUUAUGGGGUGUUGAAGAUAUCCUGAGUGAAAAAACUACCCAAGUGGAUGUUUGCACGUAGUUGGUAUCGAAUGAAUGGAAAUGCAUUUUACAACACAACUUAAAGUUAAACGUCCUCUAACAAUUCUUUCCUAUUGUUGUACAUAAAACUGCAGAUGAUUUUUUGAAAUAAAUUGUUUCCCUUCAUUCAA